Aegilops tauschii subsp. strangulata is the source of this 2336-nucleotide messenger RNA. Its product is annotated as DEAD-box ATP-dependent RNA helicase 41. Gene Ontology annotation, molecular function: RNA helicase activity; ATP binding; nucleic acid binding. The record is from RefSeq and is a predicted model, not a curated record. NCBI's taxonomy places the organism in Eukaryota, Viridiplantae, Streptophyta, Magnoliopsida, Poales, Poaceae.
UCCCCUCUGCCUUCCCUCAUCCCUCAGAAAUCAGAAUCAUCAGAAAGAAAAAACGCGAUUCCCCUCUGCCGUCUCCCGCCCGCGAUUCCCCCCUCUGCCCGUUAUUACUCGCCGCAGCCGCCUGCCUCGACGCCCACUCGCCGUUGCCGGACGCCCAGAAGGCCAGGAGCCACCUGCGGCCAGUCCGCCCCGCCCAGCCCCGUCCGGCCAACAGCGGCACCAUCGCGCUCGGCAGGCGGCAGCAACCAGCAGUGCUGCCCGGCGGCCGGCGGCAGUGUGCAGGCGUGCAGCAGCCAGCGCACAGACCUUUGUCUUCAUUUAUUUAUGGUGCUUAUUUCCCACCUCAGUUAAAUGGGACAAGGGGAGAAAGAUUCAGCUGAUAACUUGGUCUCUCCAUCUGAUGAUAGGAAUGAGCUGCAAGUGGAAGAUCUACGUGUGAAGGAAAGAUGCUUUGAGCAGAGAGAAGCUCUUCCUGGGGAGCCUCGCUGUGUUAUAUGUGGUCGAUACGGGGAAUAUAUAUGUGAUCAGACUGAUGAUGAUAUCUGUAGUGUGGAAUGCAAGACUGCUCUUCUUGCUAGAAUUGCUGCUGAAACAAAGAUACCAGUAAAAGCACCAGCACGCGUAAAAGUUCCGUUUGGUGAUGAGAGCUUCUGUGUCCGAGACAAUAAUUUUCCCGAUAUACCGAGUUUGCAUGCCAGCCAGAUCGCUUCACUGAGAAAUAAACUUGACAUUUGUGUCAAGGGUGAGGCAAUUCCUGAUCCAAUCAUGUGUUUCUCUUCCUGUGGUCUUCCUGAGAAGCUUGUGCACAAUCUUGAUGCUGCAGGGUAUACCAUGCCUACUCCGGUGCAGAUGCAAGUCAUCCCUGCAUCAAUAAGUAAUAGAAGCCUACUUGUCUCUGCAGAUACUGGUUCAGGGAAAACAGCUUCUUUUCUAGUUCCUAUAAUUGCACAUUGUUCACGGAGAGAGCUGCAGCAAUCUGAAAGCAAGCGUGGGCCCUUGGCUAUAGUCCUUGCUCCAACUAGGGAGCUAUGCCUACAGGUGGAGGAUCAAGCAAAAGUUCUUGGAAAGGGUUUACCAUUUAAAACUGCUCUAGUUGUUGGUGGAGAUCCCUUGGCUCAGCAAAUAUAUAGAAUUGAAAAUGGUGUCGAGUUAAUUGUGGGCACCCCAGGAAGACUAAUUGAUCUUCUGAUGAAACACAAUGUUGACCUUACAGAUGUGUCUGUGUUUGUUCUGGAUGAAGUGGACUGCCUGCUAGAGAGAGGAUUCAGAGAUCAGGCCAUGCAGAUCUUUCGUGCACUCUCAUGUCCACAGGUUAUGAUGUUUUCAGCAACAAUACAUCCAGAAAUUGAGAAAUUGUCAAACUCACUGUUGAACAACAUGAUACAUAUUUCUUGUGGGAACCCAGGUAAACCAAACAAAUCAGUUAGACAAGUGGUAAUUUGGGUGGAGUCUAAGCAGAAGAAGCAGAAGAUUUUCGAGAUAAUAAAAAGUAAGCAGCACUUUAAACCUCCUGCUGUUGUAUUUGUGAGUUCUAGAGUUGGUGCCGAUCUCUUGUCUGAAGCCAUUACUGCUGCUACUGGGUUGGAGGUUAUUUCUAUUCAUGGCGAGAAAACAAUGAAAGAGAGAAGAGAAAGAUUGAGACGGUUUCUCACAGGUGAAGUAUCUGUUGUUGUUUGUACAGGGGUCUUGGGACGUGGAAUGGAUCUUGUGAAAGUACAUCAAGUGAUUUUGUUUGACAUGCCAAAUUCCAUUGAUGAAUAUAUUCACCAAGUUGGAAGAGCGUCUCGGAUGGGUAAGGAGGGCGUGGCUAUUGUCUUUGUGAAUGAGGAAGAUAGGAAACUUUUUGGAGAGCUUGCUCAGGUUCUGAAGACUGCAGGAGCUCCAAUUCCUCGAGAACUCUCUAAUUCAAAAUUCACCAGCAGUGUUUCUCUUGGCACUGACAGGAAGAGAAAACUGAGUUCUCGGGCACAUUCUUGACCAGUACGCAUAACAGAGAGGUGGUCAAUCUUCUUAAUAUGACAACUACAUGCGCUACCGGUUAUAUUGCUUUGUUGUUUGAUAGCUGAGGUUAAAGUUUUGUAGGAAGACAGUGCUUGUUGUGCAUCCAUCUUCGUGUGGAUAGGCCGGAUAUCGGAAUUUGUAACUCCUGAAAUAUAUGGCAACUUCCUUGACAGCUUUACCAAUGAGUCUAAAUACGAUUCUUCAGGCCAUGUGUCUGGAAUCAAUUUAUGCAGAAAAUGUAAACAAGCUACCUUAUGUGUAGUUUUAUCAAAAUGUUGGUCAAACACACAUGGUGCAGUUGACUUAAAUAAUGGUAUGAUUUGUAUUUUCCUUGA